Molecule: messenger RNA, 922 nt
Organism: Vitis riparia (riverbank grape)
Lineage: Eukaryota; Viridiplantae; Streptophyta; Magnoliopsida; Vitales; Vitaceae
Product: protein TIC 20-II, chloroplastic
Exons: 1
Coding region: 55-711 (218 amino acids)
Source: RefSeq, a predicted model, not a curated record
AAGCUCUGCACUCGCACUCUACAGUGGCUCACAGAGAGAGUCCCCCCCAAAACAAUGGCGUCGAUUCCACUGCUCCGCCUCUCCCUUCACCGGCAGACACCGCUAAAACCCCUCCAUCAACCCUACUCCGCCACCCCCUUCACAGUCCAGUUACCCAACUUCCCUCACCCACUCAAACCGACGCUCCAGAUCUCCCCACGCCCACUCCGCCCCCGAUCUCGCCCCUCCAUUACCAUGUCCUACAGCGCCGUCCCUGCCACCGAGCGCCUGAUCUCUGCCGCGGCCUACUGCCUCCCAUUCUUCAACGGCCUCCAGUACGGCAGAUUCCUCCUGAUGCAAUACCCAGCUCUAGGGCUGGUCCUGGAGCCCAUCCUCCCUAUCCUCUCCCUCUACAGAUCCAUCCCAUACGCCUCCUUCGUGGCCUUCUUCGCCCUCUACUUGGGCGUCGUCCGAAACCCUAGCUUCAGCCGGUUCGUGCGGUUCAAUUCGAUGCAGGCGGUGGUGCUGGAUGUGCUGCUGGUGGUGCCGCUGCUGGUGAACCGGAUCUUCAAUCCGGGAAGGGCCGGGGUGGGGUUCCGACUGAUGGUGAUGGGUCACAAUGCGAUUUUUCUGUUCGUGGUGGCUUGCUUUCUGUACAGCCUCGGGUUUUGUAUUCUGGGAAGGACGCCAUACUUGCCCUUUGUUGCAGAUGCAGCUGGGAGGCAGCUCUGAGGUUGGGUUGUACACCAAUGUACAAGUUGUUCCAGCGCGGGGUACAAGUGGGUAAUUUGUGGGAAAAGGAAUUGAGUAGCUGCAAAAGUAUACAAUUCUAUUCAACUCAAUUGACACAUGAUGGGCUUGGUGUUGUUAAUUUGGUUGUUUUGAUUCGUUGUCUUUUAUAUAUAUAUUUAAAAACAAUAUCAAUCUAGAUUUGUUUUCAAAA